Molecule: messenger RNA, 1771 nt
Organism: Arabidopsis arenosa
Lineage: Eukaryota; Viridiplantae; Streptophyta; Magnoliopsida; Brassicales; Brassicaceae
Source: the annotation of a GenBank genome assembly
AAUAAAAAUCUCACUUCGUUACUUUCUCGGGAAAAUUUUCCUAAUCCCAAAACCUAGUUUCCAGAUCUUUUCUUUUCACAGAUUUUCUCUCCUGGGUUUUGGAUCUACACAAUCUUUCUUUCCUCUUACCUUCUUAGCUUCUUCUAUGAAUCUGUUCAUCGUAAUUUCAGAUUAUUGAUAUAUGAUUCCUUUUCUCCAAUCUCUUCUCAGAGAUGGGUGAGAGAUCAAACUCACGUUAUCUCGGAGUAAUCAUCACUCGAAAAUCUAAAAUUUUCUUGUCGAUAUCGAUCCUCACCGUCCUUUCUUGGUUCUUAAUCUUUUCUUCCACAAACCCUAACCGAGUUCUUGAUUACAUCUCAGUAUCAGAAUCCACAGAUGUACCUCUCAUCAUCAUCAAGAACUCAAACAGUUCUCCUCAAAACAACGCCCUAUCACCAAAUCCCCAAAAUAGAGGAGGAGCACAAACAGAGAGACCCACUAAUGAAAACAGAGGAGGAACAAAAACAGAGUCAUCCAUGAAUCAAAACAGAGCCAAAACCCUCCGGUGUAUCCAGAAGGUUUCUCCUUAUCCAAGGCCAUUGAAAGUCUACAUGUAUGAUAUGAGUCCAGAGUUUCACUUUGGGUUAUUAGGUUGGAAACCAGAGAGAAACGACGUCGUUUGGCCAGAUAUCAGAGUCAAUGUUCCUCACCAUCCAGGUGGUCUUAACUUGCAGCAUAGUGUUGAGUACUGGCUAACAUUAGAUCUUUUGUUCUCUGAGCUUCCAGAAGAUUCUAGAAGCUCUCGGGCCGCGAUACGUGUAAAGAACUCGAGUGAAGCUGAUGUCGUGUUUGUGCCGUUCUUCUCUUCAUUGAGCUAUAACCGAUUCUCUAAGGUUAACCAAAAGCAGAAGAAGAGCCAAGACAAAGAGUUGCAGGACAAUGUGGUGAAAUACGUAAUGUCCCAAAAAGAGUGGAAGAUCUCAGGAGGGAAGGAUCAUGUGAUAAUGGCGCAUCAUCCGAAUAGUAUGUCGACGGCAAGGCAUAAGCUAUAUCCGGCGAUGUUUGUGGUCGCUGACUUUGGUAGAUACUCACCACAUGUUGCCAAUAUUGAUAAAGACAUUGUUGCUCCAUACAAACACCUUGUUCCAUCGUACGUUAAUGACACAUCGGGCUUUGAUGGCCGUCCGAUCUUGCUCUACUUCCAAGGAGCCAUCUACCGCAAAGCUGGUGGAUUUGUGAGACAAGAGCUAUAUAAUCUUCUGAAAGAAGAAAAAGAUGUCCACUUCUCUUUUGGCAGUGUAAGGAACCACGGCAUAACUAAAGCCGGAGAAGGAAUGAGAUCGUCUAAGUUCUGCCUCAACAUAGCCGGGGAUACUCCGUCCUCGAAUCGCCUCUUCGACGCCAUAGCUAGUCACUGUAUUCCCGUGAUCAUUAGCGAUGACAUCGAGUUACCAUAUGAGGAUAUCCUCAACUACAACGAGUUCUGUCUCUUUGUCCGAUCAUCAGACGCUUUAAAGAAAGGGUUUCUGAUGGGUCUUGUGAAGAGUAUUGGGAGAGAAGAGUAUAAUAAGAUGUGGCGGCGAUUGAAGGAAGUGGAGAGGUAUUUCGAUUUGCGUUUUCCGUCCAAGGAUGACGACGGAGAUUAUGCAGUUCAGAUGAUUUGGAAAGCUGUUGCGAGGAAAGCUCCUUUGGUGAAGAUGAAGGUUCAUAGGUUUCAGAGGUUUACAAGGCCUUUUUAGGGGUUUUUGGGAAUGAUUUAGAUAGAAAUGUAUAAUGAAUAUAGUUUUCAAUU